AUGAGUAGGAGUUGGAUGGCGAAAGAUAUGUUAUCAAAAGAAUAUGAAGAUGGAGUUGAGAGCUUUAUUGAAAUAGCCUUGAAAAAUACAGUGGAUCCAAAGAGAGUUCAUUGUCCAUGUCAAAAAUGUUCUAAUUUGAAAAAAUUGGAUAUAAAGGAAAUAAAAAAUAAUUUGUAUUUCAAUGGAAUAGACAAAACUUAUGUUAAGUGGAUAUGGCAUGGAGAACAAGUUGAGUCUACCCCCAAAGUACACAAUGAAAAUAAAGAAUUUUCUCAAGUGUUUGAUGACCCUAUAGACAUGGUGAGAGAUGUAGAUGAUCGAUUUGUGGAUAGGCCAGAAGAAUUUGUAAAGUUCUUAGGAGAUGCAGAGAAACCAAUUUUUCGAGGGUCACGUAUGUCAAAGUUGGUUGUUUUGGUAAAAUUAUACAAUUUAAAAGCUAGUAGUGGUUGGAGUGACAUAAGUUUCACAAACUUGCUUGAUUUGACGAAGGAGAUUUUACCAAAAGACAAUGAGAUGCCUUCUUCCCUUUAUGAGGCAAAAAAAACUCUAUGCACUUUAGGAAUGGAUUAUAAAAAGAUACAUGCCUGUCCUAAUGAUUGUGUUUUAUACAGCAACAAUUUAGAAAAUGCAACCAGGUGCCCUACGUGCAAGACAUCGAGAUGGAAGAGAGGUAAAGAAGGUAAGAAAGGGAUUCCAGCUAAAGUAUUAUGGUAUUUUCCACCGAUACCAAGAUUUAUACGUUUGUUUCGGAAUCCAGAACAUGCUAAAAGUAGAAGAUGGCAUGAGGAUGGAAGGAUCAAAGAUGAUAAACUACAACAUCCAGCAGAUUCAUUAGCUUGGAAAACUAUCGAUGAGAAAUGGCCUGUAAUAAAAAAGGAUCCUAGGAAUCUUUGA
Molecule: messenger RNA, 894 nt
Organism: Humulus lupulus (European hop)
Lineage: Eukaryota; Viridiplantae; Streptophyta; Magnoliopsida; Rosales; Cannabaceae
Exons: 1
Coding region: 1-894 (297 amino acids)
Source: RefSeq, a predicted model, not a curated record